Messenger RNA from Penicillium robsamsonii, 471 nucleotides. RefSeq lists its product as uncharacterized. The transcript has 3 exons. Bases 1 to 471 code for a protein of 156 amino acids. Lineage: Eukaryota; Fungi; Ascomycota; Eurotiomycetes; Eurotiales; Aspergillaceae. The record is from RefSeq and is a predicted model, not a curated record.
AUGUCUUUGACACGCAGCUGGAACAUAAAUCAGGGGGUGCAAGCGGAAUUGAGAAAUACUAAACUGUCCACUUCUACUACCAACCGUCUACGUGAUCAACGACCACUCAUGGCACCAAAACAUGGACUAGUUCGACUAUGGAAGACCAAGGGUCAACAAAUUUUCACGGGCCAUCUAUCGAACAAGGACCACGCCGCAUGUCGUUUAGUAUGUCGCAAGUUCGCUACUUAUCUCACACCAAUCCUCUUCGCGGACAUUGAAGUCCGGUUUCGUAGCAAUAGGGAGACCUUCUUACCUCCAAUCCUGGAUCCAAUUAUGGGUAUAGAACAGAUCUUCAUCUACAAACCACAACGGCGCCAACUUGAUAGCAGUAGCCCUAGGUAUAGCAGCGGGCAAAUGACAGAGCUGUUAGUCAAUCAGUAUCCGCCUCCCAAGCAUAUACCAACAUCCCAUCACCUGUCCAAGCAUUGA